Molecule: messenger RNA, 3123 nt
Organism: Phacochoerus africanus (Common warthog)
Lineage: Eukaryota; Metazoa; Chordata; Mammalia; Artiodactyla; Suidae
Gene: LRTM2
Product: leucine rich repeats and transmembrane domains 2
Exons: 4
Coding region: 99-1433 (444 amino acids)
Cellular component (GO): plasma membrane
Molecular function (GO): protein binding
Source: RefSeq, a predicted model, not a curated record
GGGGUUGGGCAGGACACCUGGGGAGGGGAGUGCCCCUGUGUGACCCUGGACCUGCUCAGCCCUGUUCUGCAACCUCAUGCUGCCCUGUCUUGCCUCUGAUGAGCAGCCCAAGCCUCCAAGCCGACCUGCCACGGAAGACGGAACCGGGAGGGGUCGCCGGGGGCUUCCCUGCAGCAAGAGUGGGGCCUGGGCCUCCCCGCACCCGACAGCUGCCCCGUGUGGGACCUGGACCCUUCCUCCUACUGGGGCCAUGGACUGACCAGGGGACGAGGGGCUCCUCUCUCCCCACAGGUGCAGGGCCUGAGACCCGUGCAGCCAUCAUGCUGGCCCCAGGCAGCAGCCCUAAGCCAAGGACCAGGCUUGUCCUGCAGUGGAAGCCAAUCUCCUGGCUCACCUACUGGAUCGCUCUGUGUGCAGCCGAGGCCCUCCCCGCCUGCCCCUUCUCCUGCUCCUGUGAUAGCCGCAGCCUGGAGGUGGACUGCAGCGGCUUGGGCCUCACCGUGGUGCCCCCAGACGUGCCGGCCGCCACACGCACCCUCCUGCUCCAGAACAACAGGCUGAGCUCCCUGCCGAGCUGGGCCUUCGCCAACCUGUCCAGUCUGCAGCGGCUGGACCUCUCCAACAACUUCCUGGAUCGGCUGCCCCGUGCUGCCUUUGGGGACCUGGCCAACCUAACAGAGCUGCAGCUGCGCAACAACAGCCUCCGGGCCCUGGACCCUGAGUUGCUGCGGCACCUGCCGCGGCUGCGCCACCUCGACCUGUCCCUCAAUGGCCUGGCUCGCCUGCCACCUGGCCUCUUCGACGGGCUCCCGGCCCUGCGCUCCCUGUCGCUGCGUGCCAACCGCCUGCAGAGCCUGGACCGGCUGACCUUUGAGCCCCUGGCCAGCCUGCAGCUGCUGCAGGUCGGGGACAACCCCUGGGAGUGUGAUUGCCACCUGCGGGACUUCAAGCACUGGCUGGAGUGGUUCUCCUACCGAGGGGGGCGCCUGGACCAGCUGGCCUGCACCCUGCCCAAGGAGCUGAGGGGGAAGGACAUGCGUGUGGUCCCCAUGGAGAUGUUCAACUACUGUUCCCAGCUGGAGGACGAGAACAGCUCAGCUGGGCUGGAGGUCCCCGGGCCGCCCUGCACCAAGGCCAGCCUGGAGCCUGCCAAGCCCAAGCCAGGCCCUGAGCCUGAGCCCGAGCCCAGCACCGCCUGCCCCCAGAAGCAGAGGCCGCGGCCCGUGAGCGUGCGGCGGGCCAUCGGCACGGUGAUCAUCGCGGGGGUGGUUUGUGGCAUCGUCUGCAUCAUGAUGGUGGUGGCCGCUGCCUAUGGCUGCAUCUACGCCUCCCUCAUGGCCAAGUACCACAGGGAGCUCAAGAAGCGCCAGCCCCUGAUGGGUGACCCUGAAGGCGAGCACGAGGACCAGAAGCAGAUCUCCUCUGUGGCCUGAGAGCCCAGCAGGAGGUGGGGGAGAGCCCAGCCCACCUCCGUCUCUGUCCCUUUUCACUCUCUUUCCAGCCUGCCAGCAAAUGGGCCAGUGUCUCCGUGAACUCCUAAGUAUCUGGAAGCCACCAGUGUGCUGACACUCCUUUCCAGGCCACCAAACCUCCAGACCUCCGGCAGAAAAGACUGUGUGCAAGCAGAGGCUCCUAGGCCAGACCCCUGUGCCUCUUUGCCCAGGGUGUGGUCACAGCCUGGACGCUCCCCCCUCUGGCUUGACCCAUCCCGUCUUCAUUUGGGGGUGGGGAGGAAGGGGUGUGGGGGCCUGGUAGGUUCUGGGAUUCUCUCCUAACUGGGAAGAUGUUGGGUCCAGCUUUCAGAUGCUGGUACUAAUGUGCAGCCAGACUAGCCCUGCCAUCUGCACCUGGCAAGGUCAGCCCCGCUUUCUUCCUUGCUGACGCCUCAGUCCCUGCAUCACUGGCCACACCGCCCUCGGAUCACUGACCACUCUCACAAGCUCAGCGUCUUGCACACAGUCACACGGGGACAGAGAUUGUGGGACCCUGGCGGGGGGUGCAGAGCCAUGCGUCCCUGGUCGUCUCCAGCCCUCAGACCACACAACCUGCUGCUUGUUUAUGCAAUCUUCUCCAGCCGAUGGGAGAAACCCACACCCGCAACAAAGGAUUCCUUUCAGAUCCUCUCCAGAGGCCAAGGUAGUGCUGUGGAUGAGACUGCCCGUCACCAUGGAAACUCGCUCACACCUCUCCUGCGGGGAUGUCCAGGGACUCCAGCCCAGAGGCCUUGGCGCUGCAGCGCCUAUGGAUGGCAGCCUCCCAAGAGCCCACCACAGAUCACCGGGCUUGUCCUCAGUGCCACCUAAGCACAUCAUCACUGCCAGGCCCCGUGGGGACCCCAUCACAUCCACGCCUGCAGCCUGCAGCCCAAGAGCCGUCGCCCUGCACUUCUCACCCUUCCACAUCAGCAUCUCUGGGCCCGUGACCUCGGGGGCAAGGACUGAGUCAUGAUCUGUGAUGGACCCACCAACACAUCCCACACAGACCACGAGAGCAGGGAAAGGACGCUCAUGUUCUGCUCUGACACAUCAGUAAUGGGGUCCCUUUUUCCCCCAGCAUUUCGUCAGCUCAGUCUGCUUUCCCAGAGCCCUCUGUAGCACCUGGACUUGGGCCUGAACCAGAGCAUGGGCCAGGGGUCCACCUGCUCUUCACCUGUGACCCACAGCAAAGGGGCAGAGACGGGGGGCAGGGCUGGGAAGGGGGCAGUGCAGGGUGAGGGUCACUCUCUCCUCUACGAGGGCUGCCCCUACUGGUGACUGUGACCCUAGGGAGUCCUGGGUCCCUGGCCUCCCUCUGCAGGACACCAGUGUCCUCUUGGCUGCAUCAGGCUGGUUUCUGGCUCUGGGACAAGGGUCUUGGGGGUGGCCUGCGGAGGCUGCCAGAACCCGUCUGAGGCAGGGCAGGGACAGAGAUACCAGGUACAAGCUGCCCCACCAGGCUGGCCCAGUCUUCCUUCUUGCAGGUGCUGGCUGACAGCAGAUCUGGGGGUUUUCUAAGGGGAGUGGGGAGAAGGCUGGCAUUGUCAAUGGUGGUAUCUUCAGCCUGAGAUAGACGAUUUUUAAAGGCAAAAUUAUAUUUCUGGUUUGUUGUUUCAGAUGACCAAUAAAGACUGUAUUUUCCUAUGUA